Molecule: messenger RNA, 3965 nt
Organism: Pygocentrus nattereri (red-bellied piranha)
Lineage: Eukaryota; Metazoa; Chordata; Actinopteri; Characiformes; Serrasalmidae
Gene: il17re
Product: interleukin-17 receptor C
Exons: 17
Coding region: 1494-3701 (735 amino acids)
Molecular function (GO): interleukin-17 receptor activity
Source: RefSeq, a predicted model, not a curated record
UUAAAACGCUAGCAGCCCACUUUCACUUCCACGCGAGCACCAUGUGUGCGGAACGGCCGCUCCUUACUCCUCGUGCCCGUUCUGGACCUUCACGUGUGGUUCCCAGCUCGCCUUUGGGCUCAUUCCGUUCGGUUCUGCUGGUUCAGCGGCCGGACCGCUUCGCUUCCACCUUUCCGUUAGGCUCUCUCCAGCUUUAGCGCUUUCAUUUAGCCCAGCGGGAUCGAAUCGCAGCAGCGCGGCGUCUAACGACCUGGAAGGGGAAUUCCACCCACUUUUCAGAAAUUUCCCACAGUCGAGCCGUUAAGGUGUAAACUCAGUCACUCAGAUGUGAACCUGUGCAGUGAAACGCUUUAAAACGUGGUUCUUUAGUAAAAAGAAUGGUUUAUUUAGAACCGUGUGUUCUAGAUGGAACCACAUGCUUAGGCAGGUGAUCGUUUGCAGGGUGAAAGUCUUGAAAUGUGCAGCAUUGUUUAUGAGUUAAUAUCUAAAGACUCAUUUCACCGCACAGAGAACCGUUUAAGCAUGGAUUGUUCUAACCCAUGGUUCUAAACAGAACCAUUCCGUUCUCCAAAGAACCCUGGAAGAGUGUGGGAACUAGAGGCCACGGUGUUUACAUUGCAAGUUCAGCCUGUAAAGCCUCCAGCACGUUUCUGAGUUGUUCUGUGCUGCUGAUGGUAGAACAGUGGCACAUCUGAGAAAAUGAGCUUUCUUUGGAGACUAUUUUGCCUCCUAGCGCCCUGCAUGUACCCCUGUUAAAACGUUUUAGGUCAAAACCUUACAUCAGAGUGUAGUGUAGUGUAACAGGGGGUACAUGCAGGGCGUUUGGUAGAUUUAAGAGGCGUUGCAUUCUUCAGACGUCUGGUUCCUAUCACCAGCAUGGAAAACAAUUCUGACUUAGUAAGUUUCUCUUGUUUCCCUGCAGUGUUUCACAUCAGACCACUCGGUCUUCGUUUACGUCCUUGCCUUUGGAUUAUACAUCAUUUUGAAACGUCUGUGGAAUUCCUCUUUAAGUUCCCGUGCUGAUAACACUAAAUUUACUAAGACAUUUCUAAAAGGAAACUCAGUGCUUUGGCUUACUGACUUGAUGCUUCAUCACUCCUCCCCAAAGCUGGUUUUUGGAAGCUGCUUUGAGCCCCGUCGUUAUUUCGUUGAAAUGACGAGACUUCGCAUUGAGGAUGGUUUCAUACGACUGUCCCCACCUCUGGUGACCAGUCUGUGUAACAUUUGCUGACCUACAGGGCCUUCAGGAAAAUGCUUAACAGGACUAACAUUAGUUUGGUGCAGUGCUGGGCAAAGGCCGUCUGGGUGAAGUUUAACAGAAGCUUAAAAACAGCAGAAAGAAAGUUGUGUAAUUAACCACUGCAUUUGAUAAAGACCGGCAUGCUGACUGAUUAACACCAAGUGGGUAGAGAAGCUUGUGAAUCCCUGAAAACUGCAAUACAGACCAGCAAAAUGAGCGAUCUGACAUUGAUGAGAAGCAGAACUUGCCCCAGAUGAUACUCUCGACAGUUCUAGACUACAGUGGGGCUGUGUGUGUGCGUGUGCGUCUACGCGUGGAGCCGCUGUUAGCCAAUACAAGCCUACAGAUUGAGUCCACUGAAUUGGAUGCUAGGAAUUCCCAUGCUAUCUUGGUCUGGAGGAGUCAUGAAAACAGCACUGUUCGGUGGAGACGGUUGCCUAAAGGCCACAAUAGGAGAGUUAAAGUUGACCCAUGCUGUUUCACGAAUAACGAACAUCUGGAUCUGCGAAAAACACUUGUGUGGGAGAUGCAGUUUGACUGUUUUAAGGCUCAGGUUGAUCGUGCAGUUCGUGUGUCUGUGCAUGACGUCAACCGUACUCUCUCCGAGGCCUUCUACGCUCCUACAGUACAUCACAGCUAUUUAAGAGAUGCAGUGCCCAGAUAUGAUGUAAGAGAGGAUACCUCGGCGAAACUUUUCACGGUUAACAUGGAUGCAGGCCAAGAACUGUUCGCCAGGCUGUGCUAUAAAAACUUAGCACCAGAGUGCAAAGGCAACACAUCAUCAAGGAUUAAUACAGAUCUUGAUCCGGUAGUCACUUUCAGCAUCCCUCACCUGGUACCCUGUAUCUGUGUGCAGCUAUAUUACACUGGAGUUGAUGCCAGGAGAGACACAACCUGUCCAUUUAAAGACAAAAGACUUCCAGGAGGUGGAGAUAUCUUGUCCAGCAGCUCUCUGAAGCUCUAUGGUAGCUCUGUUCUUGAAUGGAAGCCUCUAUGUCCCUCUGACCCAUCAACACCUGCAGUGUCUCUGUGCUGGCAACAUCAUAAAAACCACUCACAGUGCUUUCCUGUCCAAAACUCCACACUGCAUGACAGAGACUGGAAAUACAACGUGACUGCAGUGGACAAGCAUGCUCACAUGUGUGUGAAGUUUUCUCUGAAUGACAGCCAGCGUGUGUUUUGCCCCUUCAGCUCAGGUGUUUUCUCUGAAUGGGAUGUGACUGUGGUCACUGGAUCUCAACGUCUGCAUGUGCGACUGUCCUCCAGUAUCACAGCAUCCUUCUCUGCCCAACUGUGUGUAGAGGAGGAGGGAGAGUAUGUGGCAAAAGGAAAUGUUCACUCAGUUCACAUGGAAGAAGGCACUGAAGAGGUGGAGCUGAGCCUUCCCCUUAACUUUUUCAUCCCAGCAUUGUGUGUGCAGGUGUGGCGCUCUGAGCCGUUUCUGCAUGGAAAGAGAAUCAUUUGCCCUGACUAUACUCACAGGAGAUGGGGUCUUGUUAUUGCCUUUUCACUGGCCUUCCUGAUUACUCUAACAGCUGUGGGGUUCCUCACCUACAUUUUCAUCAAAAAGAAGACAUCAGUGUGGCGCUGUGCAGAGAGAAAGCCUGUGUUGCUGGUGUCCUCCUCAGAUGAUGCGGUCCAUGUGGCAGCCGUCUGCGCUCUGGCCUCCGGACUACAGGAGGAGCUGCAUACGGACGUGCGCUUGGCGCAGUGGGCACACUGCAGCACGCAUGCAUCCCUGGCCCAGCUUGGACCCGCACCCUGGCUCUAUGGUCAGUGCCAGGAGGUGCAGCAGGCAGGAGGUGUGGUGCUACUGGCCUGGAGCCUGGAAGCCCAGCAGGCAUUUCUCCAAUGGAGGGAGAGUGGAGGAAAGAAGGAGAGGGAAAACAGUUGGUGGAGGGGAAAAAUAAGUGAUGAAGAGAAGGAUACAGUAUGGAGCAAUGAACAACAUAAAGAUAAGCAGAAGGAAGGAUGGAUGGAGAGAGCAUCGUCUGUCACAGACCCAGUGUUUAAUGCCACCCUCUCAAGUCUGUGGUCGGGGCUACACAGUGAACGCUGUGGCCAAGGAUUUGGAUUGGUUUGCUUCCAGGACCUUGGUGGCAGCCGCCAUAUUCCAAAGGAGCUAAGGGGAGUCCGGCGAUACUGCCUGCCCCGGGACCUCUCCAGCCUGAUACACGAAUUGGACCUGAAGGAAAGCAGCCCUGGAGGUGGGGAUAAAAAAGCGUCCAGAGGCUGGUGCUGUUGGCCCCGCUUUUUCUCCAAAGCCCUGUCUUUCUGGCUGUCACACAGACUUGCUCAGAGACUGGAGGCAUGGCUACCUCAGAAAAAACAAGACAGAGAAAAGUCCAAGCUUAUUUUGAAGCUGUCACAUAAACCUCAUGGUAAACUUAAGAAGAAGAAGAAGAAGUUGAAAAAGAAAGGAGAGAAGAAGAGAAAGGGACCCGUCACUGUGCACUCGUAAAAAGAAAAGCAUGGUGACUGAAAAAGAGCCAGGAUCAAUUCUGCAUUCAUGGAAAAGUGAUGGUCAUGAAAGUAAAUGAAACUGUUUCAGAUUCAUAAUGCAGCAGCCAAGUAAUUACCAUAAACAUAGUGUUAUUAUGCGUUUUUAUUCUUCCUUUUUGUAUACCUCUACCUGUGGCCUGAAACAUUCGCAAAGAUUUCGCAAAAAAAAAAAAAGGUUCUGCACUUUUGCACUUAGAUCCAGAUAAAAGCAUCUGCCAAAGGC